UAACAGGAAUAGACAAUAACUCUUUAAUAAGUCCUCCAGACAGCAGUACCACAAAAAAAACAGUCUUCACAAAAAAAAUUAUUAUUUACAACAAAAAGCGAUCCUCUCAAAAACAGGAUGACAAAUCAAGAACAGAUGACAGACAUAAAACUAACCAAAUAGGCUUAACUCAGUAUAAACUGAGGGAGAAAUAAAGAGACACCACACAGUCUAUCACAAGGAUAACUCACUCCUUAAUCACUAUUGGAAUCACACUAUCAGGCUGCUGCUGCUCCACUGCAGAACAUCACACUGGGCUGAGAGAGAGAGUGAGCUGAAUGUCCCCUGCUCCCUUUAUUGCAGCAACUGCAGGUGUUGGGCAUCCUGCAAAUAGAGAAUAAAGCACACCCACAGACACUCUCACACAGACACUCCUGAUGACUCUAACAGAGACACUCCCAACCAGACACAUCAACACAGGUGCAUCCAUACAGUACAUCCUCACUUUCACAUGCAGACAGAUCCACACGCAGUCUAAGACACUCACACACAUAAAUACGUAACACAAAAAUAUGUUGUUUUUAUCAUACUAUACUAUGACAUUUUAUAAUAUUAUACUAUGAUAUUUUUAUUAUACCACACUAUGAAAUUUUUAUCAUUCUAUACAAUAAUAUUUUUAUCAUACUUAACCAUGAUUUUUUUGACAUACUAUACUAUUACUUUUUUUUUCAAAAUAAAAUAUCUUUCUAUAAAAUUUAUUAUGACAUUUUUAUUGUACAAUAGUAUGACAUUUUUUUUCAAUCUACACUGUGAUAUUUUUUAUCGUACUUUAAUUUGGUCUUUUAUCAUACUAUACUAUGACAUUUUUUUCCUACGGUCAUAAAAUAUUUUGUCAUAGUAUUGUGUGUUAUUUUUUACAUACUUAACUAUAACAUUUUAAAAUACUUAAAUACAUUUUUUUUAAAUUAAACAAUGACAUUUAACAUACUAUACUAUGAUAUUUUUACAUACCAUACUAUGAUAUUUUAUCAUACUAUACUAUGAUAUUUUAUAAUACUAUACUAUGAUAUUUUAAAAUUCUAUACUAUGAUUUUUUAACAUACUAUACUAUGAUAUUUUAUCAUAGUAUACUAUGAUAUUUUAUCAUCCUAUACUAUAUUUUAUCAUACUAUACUAUGAUAUUUUAACAUACUAUACUAUGAUAUUUUUAUCAUUCUGUACAAUCUUAACAUACCAUACUUUAAAUUUUUAACAUACUAUACUAUGGAAUGUUUAUCAAACUAUACUAUGACAUUUUUAUCAAACGUUGGGGCAAUAGUUUUUUAUGAUUUUCUUUUUAUACUUACGUUAAAUUUAAUCAUAAACAAAUACAUGAAAGCACAUUCAUUAUGACAGUAGGCUAUUGUCAUGCACACAGACCUUACUGUUCAUACUCACUGCCUGCAGACAUCGUUUUUGUCGCCAAAAACCGCGUUUCUUCUGCCUCCCAGCUAAAAAUAAACAAGAGCGUCUUUCAACAGCAGCUGUUUGUCACCCCGGAUCCUCCAUAUUACGCAUGUUGACCACAGACAGCUGAUCUGUCUCGGCUGUAGCUGCUCUGGUAUCAUACAUGACCGUGUGUAUUCACAAUACUAAGACUCCAGUCUGAAAUAUGAUCUCUUUGACAGCUGCAGCGACAGACGCACAACGAGAACAGGCGUGCGUCCGGCUGCAGGUCCGGGACUGAAAGCAAGCAGCACAUGUGCCUGGUAGGUCACACAGUGAAGAGCCAUUUGCGUGCAGAUAAAGAGAGAUAGAUAUCCUUUUAUUCUAUUUGAUUGAAUCAGAUUAUUACAGACUGCGUCGAGUACAGUGCUUCUGUUGUGCUGCUACUGCCUGAAGCUUCGUGUCUAAAGAGGGGAUGCGGGGUCUUAAACCAGCUGGGGGCUCAGGUCCGGACACGCAGGGAGGCAAACGCCCAUCCUAUUUGUGACUCUGUGUUGCUGUAACACAGCUCGGACGUAAACAGAGACAUCAGCAGGGUUUGUAGGAGAACAGGAUCGUCCUUUAACGCUCUGCUGGCAGCUGCAAACAUUAUUUGCAUGGGAGUUUAUUUAGGGGAAAACAGCUUCAACCGCCGGCACAGUCAUCCCCCACUGAGGAGCCGAUUGGAUUCGUCUGCAGGGGGUUGACACAAAGAUUUUUUUGUUCUUCCAAGCUGAAUUUAUUCAUAUCUAAGCCUAGCUAAAGGACCAGACUAGAGCUAGCAGAAAGGCUGCUGUUGCGCACUGAGCAGCUGCAUUUACUGCACAUGUUUCAGACCCUUUAACGGCCACUCUUGGUAAGGUGGGUUGUCCUUUAUAUUCCUUUACCAUGGGACUGUGUUGUCUGUUUUAAAGCAAUCAUAAAUAAUUAUUUAAUUAAUGUAAAUUAGUUUUAUUGUUAGCUUUACUCUCAGUUAGCCACAUGCGCUCUGUGGAACAUUUUCUGUUGCCUUUAGCUUAAAAAUGGACCUCAAAUUCGACCUUUUUAUGAGUUUAGCUUCUAUUUCUGGGUAUAUUUUGCAGAGUUUAAGAACAUUUAUAAUCUAUAUUACCUUUUCAGCUGGAUAAACUCAAUAUUUUUCCUUCUUGGGUCUUUGGAGAGCUCCUAGAGUCUUUGGAUACACCUGCGCACUUUUGGAGAUGCCAAUUCGGGUCCAUAGCGGUCCAGUGGUCUGGUUGGAUUCUACGCGAUUGUAAAUAUUUUUCUUCCGGUAUUUUGGUCUAUUCCAACCGAACAGGACCUCUUUGACUCAAAAAUAUCACCAGUGGAUGUUCUGUAGUCUCCCAAAGAUGCCCCAGGGCUUGGCAACGCACAAUAGGCGGCAGAAAGUGUCUGAGAGUUCAGUUGCGCACUGAGUGACAAUUGCGCUUCUGUAUCAAGUGUAUGACUGCUGGAUGGACCAAAAUAAGUUGAGAAUAUGGGGGUAGGACUUGGUGUUUGUGAGGAGUGGGUUUUGCUAAUUUUGGAUUAAAAAUUAUUAUUUUAUAAUUUUAUUUUGGAGAAUAUGAUUAUUUGGCUCCAAAAUGGCCAAUUCUAGGUUCUGGGGGCUCUCUGGGGCUUUUAAAAAUGGUAAAGACCAAUCUGGACACCCCUACACAACAGACAUACAUGGAAGUGUCCUUUUUUGCAGGGAUUGCUGGGAAGAAGAAAGAGGCUGUCGAGCUUGGGACUCUGAAGAGGGAAGUUUGGGCAGAGCCAGUGUCAAAAAGGUAAGAAAUCCUCUCUCCUGCCUUGGCCUAUGGUGCCCAAUGUUGGCUGGAAGGCAGUUUAAGACUAUAAUCUCGACAUUUUGACAGAGAAAUUAAACUUUUAGUGUGUAUUUUGGUAUAUUUUUGGUGUGAGAGAGAAGGGAGGGUCAGGGCAUUAUGGUGUGCAUUAACAAGGAAAUAUGGAGGCACGGCUAGGGGGAGCCAUAGCUGGGCAGGAAGGCUGUGAUGUGGCCCUGUGCUGCUGGAGAGAGGAUGUAAGACUGAUUUUAAUACUUACAGACUCAAGAAGUCCGGAAGAUUCUUCAUUGUUGUAUGUUUGUCUUAGUUAGUGUACUUUAUGUUAGGACAACAUUAGACCCAGGGGUGUACACUUCCUUAGAGAGGAGCUCCAAGUGUGACACAGGCUGUUAUCUUUAAAUACACACAGAAAACACGGAGAAGUGGAAGAAAUGUACAAAAGAAAGCUUUGAAAACGGGAAUUAAAUCAUUAAAGAGCGGUUUUAAAAGAAUAAAACGAGUAUAUUUGGAUUAGCAUUAGCAUUCAAAACAUUCAAGAUGGCCUCUUUAGUGAAGGCAGGUAUGUGAGAGUAACCUGACACUUCCUGAUUGAUCAGAAAGAGCUCCUCUGUGUCUAAAUAACAUGGACUUUAAUGUCUUUUUAUUAAAAUUAUUAACAUUUUACAUCUUCUUCUGCUUUUAUAUGCUUAUAAAUAUCCUGUCAUUUCAACAGGAGUAAAAGUUGAGGCUCUCUGACUGACAUGUGGGUGUGUUGUUGGGUCAUGUGUUUUUUAAAGGCCAUGCUGCUGCUGAGCCCUGAUUGGUUGAUCAAUUAUAUACAUUUUUACCUUUUAAAUCCAUCUGAUUUUCACUUCAUUUACAAUUUUUAUAAACUUAUUAGACUCACACAAUCUCAAACUAUAAUUAUUAGCCUUGAGAUUGAUUAAAAAUAGCAAAAACUAAUUAAAAUCAUUCUUAAAUACACUCAUCUUAAGAUCUAGAGUUAAUCUAGGGGUUGAUCUGAUGCACGCAAAGAGUUAAUUUUCAGUUUCAGAUUAAAAUGCAGCUUCAGGGUUAAAGUAGAUGAAUCAAAAUCAUUACAUUUAUGAAAAACAAAGCUUAUAUUAUCAAUAAUUCAAAUGAAAUGCAUCUUAUUAUUGAUUCAGGGUGUCGCAACUGUGUCAAAAUAUGAUAUUAACCCUUUCAUUACCUGUGUCGCCACUGCUAGUUCGCCCUGCGGUGUCGAGAAACUGAGGAUUUCUGUUGCCAAGCACCAUCUGUGAAAACAAGAAUAACAAAACUGAAUUAUUAAACGUGAAUAAGAUUUGCUGGUGAUUUAUUUACUUAAAAGUACAAAUAAUAUUACAAAAAUUCUCCUAAUUGUUAGAUAUCGAUGGAGAAAGCUGAAAAAGUUUACAUUUAUGUGAAGAUGCUGAGGUUAUGUGAUGAUUAAAAGGAUAAAAUUCUGCAAAACAAACAUUUUUAGGGGAGUUUUAUGUCUUUUUGCAGGAUAUUUUAAGUUUAGGCUCCUUGAGUGUUUACAUAAUGCGAAAAUUCAACAUUUUUUUGCUGGAUUUUUGCAUUUAAACACAUCAUUUAAAGUUAUCCUGAGUUUAAAGGGUUAAAUCCAGCUGCUGAGCGUCACUGCUGUCAGUCCACAGUGGUGGUGCUGAAAUCAGACAGAGGAUAACAUGGGCGUCUCUGUCAUUAGAGGUAAAUUACUGCCCUCUCUGGUCGACACAGGUACUAAAAACAGAAACAAAAGAGGAAAAACACACGUCGGUCUCCUCUUAACAUGCUGUGUGUGUUUCUCAGAGUCUGAUUGGACUUGCACAGCGUCAUGGUCAUCAGCUGUUCAAGUAUCCAGUGCUGUGAUAUCUCUGUGACCGUGUCCUAACCUCAGAGUGUCUGAAGGACUGGGACACACAGGCAGAGCCAUGACUGACUUAGUGAGGUGAAGUGGAAGAUAUCAGAGCACUUAAGAGGAGUGCAUGACCAUAACUCAGCUCUGUGGUUAUUUUAGUGUGUCAUUUAUCUCUGUGAAGGGGUGAAAACAUCCCUGAAUGAUCCUGCUGUAAAAGCUUUCACUGAACACUCUCUCAUCUCACACAAAUUUGGCUAAAAACGUUGAAAUCCAGCUUUUAAACGUCACUUAAAGCUCAUACUAUGUCUCUAUCUCAGCUCCUGUUACAUAACAAACAAGUCUCACAGCUCAGUCAGCUGUCUCAUUGUUUGUUUUCUCGCCGUCCUGCAGUGGAGAGCUUCAGCCGUAGGUAACGCCCUUUAGCUGCAGCAUGUUAGCGUCUCCACAUGCCUGCUGUCGGGGAGCUAUCAGCUCUUCCCAUAGACACACACACAGAGCAGCCUGGUGCUGAAAAAGGCAGGAGCGGUGUCACAGUGAAGCAGAGAGGCUGUUAACUCUUUCACUGCUGAACACUGCAGCAAGAAAGGGACACAAUGACUCUUCAGGGGUUCAAGUGCUUCUUAAUUCUGAAUCUCUGUUUGUCUUUUGUUGCAGAAAUCCCCCGAUCAGGACCAGAGUCUCUCUCUCACCAUAACAACCCAGACAGAGGCUCCUGUGCGGGCUUCAAGAGAAGGAACUUCAAGUAAGAAGCUAAAAAUGCUCCAAAAACGUCCAUUUCUUCAGCCCGUCAGUUUCUGAACCACCAUCUAAUGCUUCUUCUCGCUCUGUGUGACUGUCCAAACAUUUACAGUCACAGUCAGACUGAAUCAAAUCAGGCUGAACAGAACUGAAAUAAUCGUUUUUUCAUCGAUGAUAAGCUGCUGUGGAGCUGAACUGAACAUGAUUUACUCUGUAUAAAGGAUGUCAGAACAAUGUAAAUGAAACGAAUAGAUCAGAUGUGGUUGUCGUCUGUAAACUGAUUCUGAGAUCGAAAGAGAGCAGAUCUAUUAGCUGUGAAAGCUGCCUGUAACACUGAGCCUUGAGACCAUAAAAACACGUUUAUCUUUCCUUUUCUUUAACUGUCAAACAGGCUCUAACUGUGGAUUUAUACAUUAAUAUCAUACCAACAGUACAGCUUUAGUUUUUAAUUAGUUAAUCUUUAAAUUUGUUUUUCUUUAGACUGGAUUUUUACAUAGUUUUGUGACCAAACGAUUCAACAUUAUGAAAGCAAAGCUAUGAUGUCUAAGAGUCAGAUCAUGGCUGAUUAAACCUUUGAUUUAUUCUUAAUAAUUAAGAAAAUUAAUUAACUUUGUUCUUAGUCUUCUUCCUAAUUCCCGUCAUAGAGGUUUUUACUUCUUUUUCCCCUUUUUACAGGGUCAAGAGCUCUUAUCUGUUAAUUUAAUAUUAUUUUCUUGUUUUAGUCCAUCAGGUUUUAGUCUUUUUACCAUUUUUUAAACAAUUUUAUCUCCAGUGUCUCCUAAGGUAGCUCUUUCCUCACGUCAUGUCUCUGUGUCAGGCCACGUCUCUUUAACAAUAUAGCUUAAAAUCUCACUCUGUGUGCGCUUGUGUGUGUGUGUGUGUGUGUGUGUGUGUGUGUGUCUUUGUAUGUGUGUGUGGGUGGGAGCACUUUGAACUACAUUUUUUUUUUUGUCUGAAAAGUGCCAUACAAAUAAAGUUGAAUUUGAAUUUGAAGAACACAAAGGCGUUUCAGAGCAGAGCAUCAAAAACACACGUGGUUAAGUCUUUUUAAAGCCGUCCUGCAGCCAACAACAAUGAGCACGGUUUAGACCUGCUCUUGUUCUUUGAAAAGCGUCUUGGGAUGACGACUGUUGUGAAUUGGAGCUAUAUAAAUAAAAUUGGAUUGAUUGAUUGAUUGCUGUGGAGACACAAUGGUGCCAAAUCGUACUGAAGUGUACUGAAUCCAACUGGACCACCUGGUGGAAACUCUGUUUGAGUCAAGCUUGAACAGACUGAAACCUCUGACCAUGACUCGGCUCAAUAGUGUCUUUGUUAUGACUUCUGUCCUUGGAGAAUCACGAGGAACUCUUGGACCAGCUCUUAAAACUGAACUAGAGUCUUAAUUUUCGUGGCCUUAAGAAUCUGAACACCACUAAACUGUUUUCUUUAUCUUUCUCCAGACGCCGCCAAGGUGACUUCAACAUCCGCCCAGAUGGAUACCGUGAUGGACGAGGAGAUAGUUGAGGACCGAGCCAAGCUGAAGCAGGGUCUGUGCAAAGUCCUGCAGUGUGUGGCCACCAUCUCCUCUGCAGCCGCUGUGGUUAACCCCAUCUUUGGCGUGGCCGGCUCUCUCAUCCGAGUGGUGCUGCACCACAUCGAUGACGAGGACAUCCGCACCCUAAAGCGUGAGUUCGGCUCCGUGAACAAGAGGCUGGACCAGCUCUCCCAGAUGAACCGCAACACGCUGGUUCAGAUCAAGAAGGAAACGCUGGACGGCCAGUACUGCCGCGUGGAGGAGAACCUGAAGAACCAGUUCAGGAAGUUCAUGGAGAUGGUGGAGGCGCGGCCCGAGCACCGCGAGAACAAGAAGGACGACUUCGAGGAGAGCUACGCCAAUGACAUGGGAGACCAGAACCUUCACACGCUGUACGACGGCGUGGUGGGUAAACCCAAGCUCUUCAGCCGGCCCAUCCUGGAGGUUUACCUGAAGCACUCGCAGGGCGACCGCCAAACGAUGGAGCGACUCUGCACGCGCCUCACCUACCUGUUCUGCAUCGGCCUCAUCGCCCUCAUGGGCUACGCCGCCAUCAUCGGAGACGACGAGGAGGGUCUGAGCGAGGAGUGGGCCGAGAAGAUGGAGCACGUGCAGGAGAAGAUGCAGGAGGCCCUUUCCAGGUGCACAUGAAGACGCAGGAGAGUGAAGAAGAGCUGCUGCUGCGCUUUCACUUUCAGGACUCAAGUGUCCACAUUCCCUCUGAGACUCCUACCACUUCCUUUUCCUUUUCUUUCCCUGUGAGCACUUUGCAAACGUCCGCUUCACUGCCUGAACAUCCAGCUGGAGUGAGCAACGAUACGUCUGAUUUUAACUACACUACACACUCAAAACCAAACAGACUGAGCCACAUGCUCGUAGAUACAGCCCAAAACGAAAUAUUGGCUCAUACUCUUUGAUAUAAAUCUGGUUAUUUUGAUAGACAGUGACACUGUGAGGCUUGUUAGCUAAAAGAUUAUCUCUGUAAUGAGUCAUUAUCGCCCUGACAACUCAAUGUGAGCACGAAACUUAACACUAUAUAUAAAAACACUAUCAUGAUAAUGUCAGAGCGUCAUGUAGAAACAGUUUAAAUCAACCUUUGAUGCACUUAGGACUCACUUUACAUGUUUGACUUUGCAACAUCGUCCGAAUCAUUACGCACUUACUGUCGUUGUUUUAAUUACUCCUUUAACACUACAAGAAACCCGAUCAGUAAGAGCGAGUGACUAAUCAUAGAAAAGCUUAACAACAACAGUGGCGUAUUUAAUAGGAAGCUACUCAGGCUGCUGUCAUACUAAUGUGUGUCCACUAGAGGGAGCCGUUUCUGUCAUACUGUUGCAUUGCAUGACAUCUAAGCUGUUUAAGAUUAAACUACGAUAAAGAAAAUGUUGAAAGAAGAAAAAAUAGAGGCAGAUAUCCAUAAGUUUUCUCAGCCAUGAAUGUGACUUCACUAAAAAACACAGAAUAAUGAUCAUGUAUCACUAACAACACGAGUAUCUGCCACAUUGUGUUUUAAUUUAACACUAAUUUAUGCAGCUGAACGAGGUCUUUCUUUGUCUUUAGUUAGAAAUAUAAAGUAAAGAUUAAAAACUCUAAAUUUGUGCAUUAAAAUCUGUUCUGUUUGAACACUACACCCAAACCAAAGAAGGAAACACUAAGUAUAAUUUACGGUUUGCAGUUCUGCUUCUGUUCUCACUACCUAUUUGAUUUUUUGUUAAAGUAAUCAAGGACGUCACACCGUCAACCUCUGUCUCUGUUUUCUCUUUACUGUCUCUCUUUGUUUCCUGUUGCCUUAAAUCACAGCAGGAGCUGCACCGAGUAUAUUUGUAAUAUAAAAAUAAAGAUUAUUUUGGGUUUCUUUGGUGUGUGGCCAUUUGGAGCAGAUAAAACAAACACUUACAGACCCUUAAUUUUAUUUUAUUUUACAGUUCAGUCUCUCCUCCGUCUCCUCAUACACCUCCUCUUCCGACCAACAGUGCCUAAAUGUGCCAUUCAUUUUGUAUUAUUCUUAUUUUAAGGGUGUUUUUCUGAAAGAUUUUCACAUAUUUUUGUGUACGGCAUUAUGUUUUAUUAAAGGUCUUUAUGCUACAAGUUAGUUUGUGCUUGAAUUAUGUUUGUAAAUUGUUUUAUUUUUAUUUUAGUAGACAGGUGGUAAGAAGCUGGUUUUAAUUUCUGCAUCAGGACGGUUCAAAGAAUCAGACGGUUAUAGAAACACUCAAAUAAAAACUGUUUUCAUAUCUUAUAGAAGUUUAACUCUCAUCUUCUCGAUAACUAACCCAGCUCUGAUUGUUUUUUCACUUUGUACCAUCUCUCCUGUUGUUACGUCAGACUCAGUGUAAGGCUGCAUUAAGAGAAUAUAGUCAAAAUGCUGUUAUAUGGAGGAUUAUUAUAAGAACCUCUGAAAGGCUUUUUGUGAAUAUGUCGCCUUUUUGUUAUAAAUCUUUGCUGCCUGAUUGUACAUGUACCACUAUAAAUAAACAUGAGUGAGUAAUGAAGAUCUGGAC
Molecule: messenger RNA, 9825 nt
Organism: Xyrichtys novacula (pearly razorfish)
Lineage: Eukaryota; Metazoa; Chordata; Actinopteri; Labriformes; Labridae
Source: the annotation of a GenBank genome assembly